This is a messenger RNA of Scheffersomyces stipitis CBS 6054, 697 nucleotides long. It is a transcript of the gene CNB1, whose product is annotated as calcineurin regulatory subunit B. The record is from RefSeq and is a predicted model, not a curated record. Bases 117 to 641 code for a protein of 174 amino acids. The transcript has a single exon. Gene Ontology annotation, molecular function: calcium ion binding; calcium-dependent protein serine/threonine phosphatase regulator activity. Lineage: Eukaryota; Fungi; Ascomycota; Pichiomycetes; Serinales; Debaryomycetaceae.
UUCACAUAUCCUUCACUUUUCAAACACUUUUGCUUGAAUUUCAUUGUAAAUACGUGUAAAUAUCCAAAUUCAUCCAUACAUUCCACUUCUACCUAUACCCACAUCUAGUUAACAACAUGGGUGUGGCCUCGUCCAAGAUCAUGGAUUCCCUCAUGGAGGGCACCAACUUCGACAGAGAAGAAAUCGACCGUUUGAGAAAACGAUUCAUGAAGCUCGACAAAGACGGCUCGGGAACCAUAGACAAAAACGAGUUCUUAUCUAUACCGGGGAUUUCGUCCAAUCCCUUAGCCACAAGAUUGAUGGAUGUGUUUGAUGAGGAUGGAGAUGGCACCAUUGAUUUCCAGGAGUUCAUCACUGGGUUGUCUGCCUUCAGCGGAAAGACAUCUAAGGUCGACAAGUUGAAGUUUGCAUUCAAGAUAUACGACAUUGAUAGAGACGGGUUCAUUGGCAAUGGAGAGUUAUUCAUUGUCAUGAAGAUGAUGGUGGGGAAGAACUUGCAAGAAGGCGAAUUGCAACAGAUAGUCGACAAGACCAUGAUGGAGGCCGAUAAAGACGGUGAUGGCAAGUUGAGUUUCGAAGAGUUCAAGAAUGCCGUGGAUUCCAAGUCUGUUUCCACCUCGUUGACGCUUAAUCUCUUUUAGAACGACUAAUGAACAUAUAUGCUAAUAUUUUGCUAAUAGUAUGAACAUCCCAACAC